GAAAAGCCAUAACUGAGUAGACCUGGCUAAAUAAUACUAAUUGUUAACAUAAUAACUACGAAACUACGUGUAAUUACGAAUCUCUAAGUGUAUACAUAUUUCCUUUUAGAUUUAUGAUAAUGUUUUCCAAGAUUUUUAUACUUCCGCCCAGCAUCUACCAUAAGAAUUUCCGGCGAAGAACUUUCUCUCAUGUUAAAAGAAUUUCUCAAAGAAAAUACAAAGAUAAAAGAAGAUCCUUACUGAAGCUGGCAUAUAAAAAAAAAAGUGUUUUCAUAUCAGAAACAUCAUCAAUAUUUACUAUCUUUUCAAGACUCAAGGACGAUGUUAUGCAGAACAAAUAUAACCAUGUUUAUAUAAGUCUUGUGAAUUAUGCUGAAAGGUUUCUUCUGGGUGAGAUUAUUUGCAACAUUCUCUCCCCUACCUGUCCCUUGCUGACCGACAUCGCCAAGUCUCUCAUUUACUACAAGACACCUACUUCUGUCUGGAAUGAGUACAUAAUAAUUUGCAUUGUAAAUAGAUUAAUUUAUAAAGGACUUUGCAGUAUAGAUCACAGUUAGCAGAUAUAUAGCACAAAGAAUUUUUGUUAGAAAUAAAUCAUAGGAAGGAAAACAAAAUAAAUAUUCAUAUCUUGUGGUGAGAAAAGAAAAGUUAUUAUAUAAGUUAAAAGAUUGAUAUUUUUUUCCUGAAGAGAUGGCAAAAACCUUAGACAAAGCUUCGUAUGAGUGCAGUAUAUGUAAAAAGUCUUUAGCUUCAAAAGGUAAUCUAACUUCUCACAUACGUAUUCAUACAGGAGAGAGACCAUAUCACUGUGGUGUCUGUAGCAAAACUUUCUAUCGAAGUGGUGAGUUAACUAUUCAUAAACGUGUUCAUACAGGAGAGAAACCAUAUCAAUGUGAUAUCUGUGGUCAAUCAUUCACCCGUAAAGAUAUUUUAACUACACACAAACGUAUUCACACAGGAGAGAAACCAUAUCAAUGUGAUAUGUGCAGUAAAUCAUUCUCCAGAAGUACUAACUUAACUGAUCAUAAACGCAUUCAUACUGGAGAAAAGCCAUAUCAUUGUGAUUUCUGUGGUAAAUCAUUCAAUCAAAGCAAUCAGCUAAUUAAACACAAACGUAUUCAUACAGGAGAAAAACCUUAUCACUGUGAUGUCUGUGACAAAUCAUUCUCUCGAAACGAUGAGUUAACUGCUCACAAACACGUUCAUACAGGAGAAAAACCAUAUCAAUGUGAUAUCUGUGGUAAAUCAUUCCUUCAAAAUAGUGCCUUGACUGGACACAAGCGUAUUCAUACUGGAGAAAAACGAUUUCAUUGUGAUGUUUGUGGGAAAGCAUUCUCACAGAGUACUGCUGUGACAAUACACAAACUUAUUCAUACCAGAGAAAGACCAUAUCGCUGUGAUAUCUGUGGUAAAUCAUUCAUUCGAAGUAAAGAUUUAAAGGGACAUAAAAACAUUCAUUCUGGAGAAAAACCAUAUCAUUGUGAUAUCUGUGGUAAAUCGUUCACACAGAGUAAUGCUUUAACUUAUCACAAACGUAUUCAUACUGGAGAAACACCAUAUCAGUGUGAUAUCUGUGGUAAAUCAUUCUCUAGAAAUAAUUCCUUGAGUGGUCAUAAACGUAUUCAUACUGGAGAAAAACCAUAUCAUUGUGACAUCUGUGGUAAAUCAUUCUCUCAAAGUACUGCUGUAACUGUACAUAAACGUAUUCAUACAGGAGAGAAGCCAUAUAAUUGUGAUAUCUGUGGUAAAUCAUUUUCUCGAAGUAAUUCCUUGACUGAUCACAAACGCAUUCAUACCGGAGACAAACCAUUUCAUUGUGAUGUGUGUGGUAAAUCAUUCUCGCGAAGUAAUUCCUUAGCUGAGCACAAGCGCAUUCAUACUGAAGAAAAUCCAUUUUGUGAUAUCUGUGGUAAAUCCUUCUCCCAAAGUACUGCUGUAACUGUUCACAAGCGUAUUCAUACUGGAGAAAAACCAUAUCAUUGUGAGAUCUGUGGAAAAUCAUUCUCCUACAGUAAGCUAUUAACUAAGCACAAAUGUAUUCAUAUGGGGGAAAAACUAUAUUACUGCAAUAUCUGUGCUAAAUCCUUCUCUCAACCUGGUGAUUUAGCUGUUCACAUCUGUAAGCUUACAUGAGAGAAAGAACUUCAUUCUGAUAUUUGUGACUGUGAUAGGUGAGAGACUAAAAAUAAUAAAAAGAAACAAAGUACAGUAUUUCAUCAUACUAUUAAGUUGCUGGAUAAAUUUGUUCAUUUCUUUCCUGUAUUCUUUCAAUUAACAUGAAAAAUAUUUUUA
Octopus bimaculoides (California two-spot octopus) is the source of this 2292-nucleotide messenger RNA. RefSeq lists its product as uncharacterized. NCBI's taxonomy places the organism in Eukaryota, Metazoa, Mollusca, Cephalopoda, Octopoda, Octopodidae. Gene Ontology annotation, biological process: regulation of immune system process; regulation of cytokine production; negative regulation of transcription by RNA polymerase II. Gene Ontology annotation, cellular component: nucleoplasm. Gene Ontology annotation, molecular function: DNA-binding transcription repressor activity, RNA polymerase II-specific; RNA polymerase II cis-regulatory region sequence-specific DNA binding. The record is from RefSeq and is a predicted model, not a curated record.